GGGGCACUUAUUCAGACUCUGAGCUCAAGCUUACAGUUGUAGUCAGAUAUUAUAAUAUUCAGACUGCUUAUACUGUACAUCCAGUGGAGGCUGUGCUGUUUUGAAGAGUGCUUUUUUGUGUUGAUCUAGUGGAGUAGAGGGAGUUUCAUCAGCUAUUUCAGGACCAGUUCUCUGAUUUGAUGGUGAGAGAUGUAUGAGCCGCUGCGGUCUGCGUGCUUCCCACACCGCAGCAUUCAGGGCUGAGAUCAACACAGCUCUCGCUGCCUGGAUUUCACGCGACUAUGUUCUCUUGAUGUGCCUUUCUGUGAGGGUGUCGUAGCUGAAGCGAGACACAUUUGACUGGCUGGGCCUCUGGCCAUGAUGGCCCCACGUAAGCGAGGAGGACGGGGCCUGUCAUUCCUCUGCUGCUGUCUAAAGGGACGGGACCAGCCUGAGAUCACCUACCGCCUCCGCCAUGACAGCAACUUCACACUGCAAACCAUGGAGCCCACCCUGCCCAUGCCCUCCUCCGAGGAACUGGAUGCCAUGUUCACUGAACUGGUGGAUGAGCUGGAUCUCUCGGAGAAACAUAGAGAGGCCAUGUUUGCCCUUCCUGCUGAGAAGAAAUGGCAAAUCUACUGUAGCAAGAAGAAGGAACAGGAAGAGAAUAAGGGGGCGACCAGCUGGCCUGAAUUCUACAUUGAUCAGAUAAAUUCUAUGGCUGCUAGGAAGUCCCUGCUGGCCCUGGACAAGGAGGAUGAGGAGGAGAGGAAUAAGACCAUAGAGAGCUUGAAAACAGCUCUCCGCACACAGCCCAUGAGGUUUGUGACGCGCUUCAUAGACCUCGAUGGACUGACGUGCGUCUUGAACUUCCUGAAAACGAUGGACUACGAGACCACCGAAUCUCAGAUCCACACCUCACUGAUUGGCUGCAUUAAAGCCCUGAUGAACAACUCUCAGGGACGUGCCCAUGUGCUCGCACAUUCAGAAAGCAUCAACAUCAUCGCGCAGAGCUUGGCCACCGAGAACAUCAAGACCAAAGUGGCCGUUCUGGAGAUCAUGGGUGCUGUUUGCUUGGUGCCCGGAGGACACAAGAAAAUCCUGGAAGCCAUGUUGCACUAUCAGAAGUUCGCCUGUGAACGCACACGAUUUCAGACCCUUCUAAAUGACUUGGACAAGAGUACGGGCCGCUACAGAGACGAGGUGAACCUCAAGACGGCAAUCAUGUCCUUCAUCAACGCGGUCCUCAGUAAAGGAGCAGGGGAGACCAGUUUGGAGUUCAGAAUUCAUUUGCGGUAUGAAUUUCUAAUGCUGGGAAUCCAACCAGUGAUUGAUAAAUUACGGUCCCAUGAAAACUCCACGUUAGAUCGGCAUUUGGACUUCUUUGAGAUGCUACGAAAUGAAGAUGAAUUAGCCCUCGCUAAGCGGUUUGAAAAUGUUCAUAUAGACACUAAAAGUGCCACUCAGGUGUUUGAUCUCAUCCGGAAGAGGAUAAACCACACGGAUGCCUUCCCGCACUUUAUGUCUGUCUUACAGCACUGUCUUCAUAUGCCUUACAAAAGAACUGGGAACACUGUGCAGUACUGGCUCCUUCUCGAUCGAAUUGUCCAGCAGAUUGUCCUACAGAACGACAAGGGUCAUGACCCCGAUGUGGCUCCCCUUGAGAACUUCGACGUGAAGAACGUGGUGCGAAUGUUGGUCAACGAGAACGAGGUGAAACAAUGGAAAGAACAAGCGGAAAAAAUGAGAAAAGAGCAUAAUGAACUUCAGCAGAAGCUGGAAAAGAAAGAAAGAGAGUGUGAUGCAAAAGCCCAAGAGAAGGAUGAAAUGAUGCAAACGCUCAAUAAGAUGAAAGAGAAGCUGGAGAAGGAAAGCAGUGAACAUAAGCUUGUUAAGCAGCAAGUGGCUGACCUUUCUGCCCGGCUACAUGAGAUGAGUAAUAGGACAAAUAUCCCAGGUGGCCCCCCUCUCGUCACGUUGGCCCCUGGUAGCAUCCCACCUCCACCACCAGGUCUAGCUGGCAUUCCUCCUCCACCACCACCUCCAGGUGGAGCACCCCCACCCCCUCCCCCUCCUCCUGGCGGGCCGCCACCUCCACCAGGCCUGCCCGGCUUUGGUCCUCCUCCCCUGGGAGGUCUUCUGGGCUCCACGCUGACGAAGAAGAACAUCCCUCAGCCUUCCAAUCCGCUUAAGUCUUUCAACUGGACCAAACUCGGUGAAAAUAAACUGGAAGGGACAUUGUGGCUGGAAUUGGAUGAAAUCAGAGUUUACAAACAAUUGGACUUGGAGGAUAUUGAAAAAACAUUCUCCGCUUACCAGAGACAGCAGGACUUUCUGUUCAAUAACUUUAGACAGAAAGAGACAGAGGAUGACGUGGUCACUUCUAAAAAGGUCAGAGAAUUGUCUGUCAUCGAUGGUCGGCGUGCACAAAACUGCAACAUCCUUCUCACCAAGUUAAAACUCUCCAACGAGGAGAUCAAGAGAGCCAUACUGACCAUGGAUGAGCAGGAAGACCUACCUAAGGAUAUGUUGGAGCAGCUGUUGAAGUUUGUGCCAGAAAAAAGUGACGUGGACCUUCUGGAGGAACACAAACAUGAGUUGGAGCGGAUGGCGAAGGCAGACCGCUUCCUCUAUGAGAUGAGCAGAAUCAACCACUACCAGCAAAGACUGCAGUCUCUUUACUUCAAAAAGAAGUUUACAGAACGAAUAGCAGAAAUCAAGCCGAAAGUGGAAGCUCUCAGUAAAGCAUCUAAGGAGGUUCUUCAGAGCAGGAAUCUUCGACAGCUUCUGGAGGUGGUGCUGGCCUUUGGGAACUACAUGAACAAAGGCCAGAGGGGCAAUGCCUAUGGCUUCAAAGUGUCCUCUCUCAACAAGAUCGCUGACACCAAGUCCAGCAUCGACAAAAACAUCAGUCUUCUGCACUACCUGAUAACCAUUCUUGAGCAGAAGUACCCUAAAGUCAGCCUGAUUCAUGAGGAUCUGCACAACGUUCCAGAAGCGGCCAAAGUCCACAUGACUGAACUGGAGAAAGACAUUAACAAUAUGCGCACUGGCUUGAAAAGCGUGGAGACGGAGCUGGAGUACCAGAGGGGUCAGCCUCAGAUCCACGGCGACAAGUUUGUGUCUGUUGUGAGCCAGUUCAUCACUGUUGCUGGUUUCAGUUUCUCUGAAGUGGAAGACUCUCUUCAGGAUGCCAAGGAAUUGUUUGAGAAGGCCGUGAAGCACUUUGGGGAGGACGUCACACGCAUGCAGCCCGAUGAGUUCUUUGGCAUCUUCGAUCAGUUCCUACAGGCCUUCAGUGAAGCUAAACAGGACAAUGAGAACACGCAACGACGCAAGGAGGAAGAGGAGCGCAGAGCCCGCAUGGAGGCGCAGCUCAAGGAACAGCGUGAGAAGGAAAGAAAAUCUAGAAAGGCCAAAGAGAACUGCGAGGAGGAUGGAGAAUUCGACGACCUGGUGUCUGCCCUCCGAUCCGGGGAGGUGUUCGACAAAGAUCUAUCGAAGAUGAAGCACAACCGUAAACGUCCCGUCAAACAGAGUGCAGAGAGCAGCAGAGAGAGGCCCAUCACCAAACUCAACUUCUGAGGAGCGCUGCCUCCUGCUGGUAGAGCUGAGACAUUACACCCGUGUGCACAAUGCUCUACCACUGUUUAUUAUCCAGGCCCCAUUCGUGCUGACUGCCAAAAUACUUCUGGAAGAUUUAUAGAGGCUUUUCUAAACAUGUAAAUCAGUUGACAGUGUUUGUGUUGAAGAUGACUGGAGUUGUGCCGCAAGGACACCAUAGUUCUCCCCAGGGAAAGAACCAACAGAAAGGGC
Molecule: messenger RNA, 3795 nt
Organism: Rhinichthys klamathensis goyatoka
Lineage: Eukaryota; Metazoa; Chordata; Actinopteri; Cypriniformes; Leuciscidae
Gene: daam1a
Product: dishevelled associated activator of morphogenesis 1a
Exons: 26
Coding region: 358-3564 (1068 amino acids)
Biological process (GO): actin cytoskeleton organization
Cellular component (GO): stress fiber
Molecular function (GO): actin binding; small GTPase binding
Source: RefSeq, a predicted model, not a curated record